Molecule: messenger RNA, 1261 nt
Organism: Pelobates fuscus (common spadefoot toad)
Lineage: Eukaryota; Metazoa; Chordata; Amphibia; Anura; Pelobatidae
Product: 5' exonuclease Apollo-like
Exons: 5
Coding region: 50-1261 (403 amino acids)
Biological process (GO): telomere maintenance; interstrand cross-link repair; double-strand break repair via nonhomologous end joining
Molecular function (GO): 5'-3' DNA exonuclease activity; damaged DNA binding
Source: RefSeq, a predicted model, not a curated record
AAAACUCCAUGUUAACUUCAGUUUCCUUUCCCACUUUGAUAGAGUGAAAAUGAGUGGUUUUAUUAUCCCAAAUACACCCAUUGCUGUGGAUUUCUGGAGGGCCAGGCAGUGCAAUCAUGUCCGACUCUUCUUCCUGACCCACAUGCACAAGGAUCAUACUGGUGGGUUGUCUUCUUCGUGGAAACAUCCUGUGUACUGUUCACCAGUCACUGCAAAGCUUCUCAACCAUAUUGAGCAGGUUGAUAAUAAAUGGAUCAAGCCCUUGGAGGUUGGACAGUGUCAUAUGCUGCGUUUGGAUGAAACUGGGCAAGAAACGGUUACAGUCACAUUAAUAGAUGCCAAUCAUUGCCCAGGCUCCGUUAUGUUUCUGUUUGAGGGUUACUUUGGCACUAUACUAUGCACAGGAGAUUUCCGCUACAGCCCAUCUAUGCUGAAUUGCCCACCCUUGCAGAACAAAAAGACCAUUGAUGUUUUGUAUUUGGACAAUACAAACUGUAACCCUGCUCAGAAACUCCCCUCUCGCAAGGAAGCAACCGAUCAGAUAAAAGAAAUCAUUGAAAAGCAUCCAGAACAUAAUAUAGUGAUUGGUCUUUAUACGAUUGGAAAAGAGUCCCUUUUGGUUGACUUGGCAAAGUACUUUAAAACUUGGGUGGUUGUAACCCCUCAACGUCUAGAACUGCUUAAAAUCAUUGAAAUAGAAAAUGUAUUUGAAAUUAAAAAUGGAGCAGGUAGAAUCAUCGCUGUUUAUCAUAAAGAAAUCACUUAUGGCAAUAUGGUGCGUUGGAACCGUGACCAUUCAACUAUCGCUAUUAUACCCACCAGUCGUGAAAUCAAACCACACCAUGAGGACAUCCAUGUUGUUCCAUACUCUGAUCAUUCUUCCUUUGAAGAACUUACCGAAUUUGUAUCAAGACUCAAACCUUGUUCAAUUGUUCCUGUGGUGAAAACUGAAAAAUGUGAAACUUAUUUCAAAAGUUACUUGAGUGCUACAAAGAAGCACGAAGUAACAAUUCCUGAAACUGUAAAGGCCUACAUGAAGAAUCCCGAUAGGAUGGCAGAAAGAUUGAUUAGAUAUCCACUCAGAAAUUUAAUUCGCAAGCGUGCUGCAAAAGGUGUUGAGACUUUUGAAGACAAUUUACAAUUUGUAGUGGAACAUCAGAAAUGCAGCGUAACACUCUAUAAAGAAAAAUACAGUUCACCUAGGAAAACUGUGAAGAAAAAAACAAGAAAAAAUCCUAAUAGAUACAAUAUAUUUAAUUAA